UGGUAUAUAACAGUAUAGUAUACACUGUGCUGUAACUUUUCCUUUAAUGGCAGAACUAUUACACAAUUUCCCAUCACUUCUCAUGCAAUGCAACUGUCUGAAUAUUGGCAAAUCAUAUUUGCCAGCAAUUUCGUAUGCAUUAAACUGUGAACUUCCUCUCAGCAUUCCUCUCAGAAUAAAUUAAACUGCAUGGUUGCAGAAAAGAUGGUUUUGUGGGUGAAUAUUAGACUUUUUUCUGGAUGUCUUGUCCUUAUAACUGGAAUUUAUAAUGUCAAGGCCUGGACAUACCAUUACAACAUAGACACUGAUGUGGACUGGACAAAAGCUCGUCAGUGGUGUCAAAAGAAUUUCACUGAUAUGGUGGCCAUCCAAAACCAGGCUGAAGUUGCAUACCUUAACCAAAUUCUGCCCUUACAUCCGACAUACUACUGGAUUGGCAUCAGGAAGAUUGAAGGCCACUGGACGUGGGUUGGGACCAAAAAGCACUUGGUCCCCGAAGCAGCAAACUGGGCGAAAAAUGAACCGAAUAACCAGGGAACUGGAGAAGACUGUGUAGAGAUCUACAUUAAGAGGCAAAAAGACACGGCCAAGUGGAAUGAUGAGAGGUGCAGCAAAAAGAAAGCAGCUCUCUGUUAUUUAGCCUCUUGUUCAGAUAAAUCCUGCAGUGAGCACGCGGAGUGCGUGGAGACUAUUGGGAACUACAAAUGUCAAUGCGACCCUGGUUUUAAGGGCCCGCGCUGUGAGGAAGUUGUCCAGUGCUGGCCAGUUAAAAGUCCACAGCAAGGUUUUGUGAAGUGUGACGGUGACUUUGGAGCAUUUUAUUUUAACUCGUCAUGCCAGUUCCAAUGUUCCACUGGGUUCAAGCUGGAAGGGGAACAAAGGCUACACUGCCUGGCAUCUGGGCACUGGGAUAACACACUUCCUGUUUGUCAGGUUGUCCAGUGUCUCCCGAUCAUUGAUGCCCCUGGUGGUUGGAGUAUGAACUGCACUCAUCCCCUUUCCAUCAAUAGCUUCAACUCUAGCUGUGAGUUCAAGUGUGAGGAGGGAUUUGUCCUCGAAGGCUCAAAUACAACUUGGUGUGACCACACUGCGCACUGGACACACAAAACCCCCACCUGCACAGUGGUGACCUGUAAUCCCAUUCUGGCCACUGCAAAGAGUCAUCUGACAUGUGAUGAUCCAUUCGGAAACUUCUCUUUUAGUUCUUCUUGCAAUGUUUCCUGUGAUGAGGGAUACAAACUUAGAGGAAAAGCCACACUCACCUGUCUGAGUGAUGGCAACUGGUCAGCAGCCACACCUGCAUGUGAAGUUGUAAAGUGUGACCCACUGAAGCCCAGCCCACAUGGCUCCCUGCAAUCUUACGAUCCUAUGGAGGAGUUUGCUUAUGGCUCCACUUGUUGGGUAAAAUGUGACUUAGGUUUUGUACUCAAUGGUACAAAUUCAACUCAUUGUACCGCACAUGGGAACUGGAGUCACAUCUUGUCUGUUUGCCAUGCUAUACAGUGUCCACCUCUCUCUAAUGCACCAAAUUAUGGAAGUAUGAGCUGCACACACCCCCUCUCCAACAAUAGCUAUAACUCCAGCUGUGAGUUCAAGUGUGAAGAGGGUUUUGUGCUCAAAGGUGCAGAUUCCACUCUCUGUGACCAUACUGGGCUCUGGACACACAGUACACCUAUUUGUACAGCUGUGGCUUGUGACCCUCUUGUGGCCCCUGCACAGAGUCACCUGACCUGUGCUGAUCCAUUGGGAAAGUUCUCUUUUCGUUCUUCUUGCAAUGCUACUUGUGAGGAGGGAUACACACUAAGAGGAGAAUCCACACUCACCUGUCUGAGUGACGGCAACUGGUCAGCACCAACGCCUAAAUGUGAAGUUAUAAGAUGUGGUGCUCUGGAGUCUUUUCAGCAUGGCAUUGUGCAGUGUCAGGACCGCUUGGAGAACUUCAGCUAUGGCUCCUUGUGCUGGCUGGAGUGUGGAGCUGGAUUUACUCUGAAUGGAAGUAAUUCCACUUACUGCACAUCAAAAGGGAAAUGGAGCCAAAACCUUCCUGAUUGUCAAGCACGGCAGUGCAGCCUCUUAAUCGACCCUUCUCAUGGGACUGUAACCUGCACGCAUCCUCACGGGAGGUUCAGCUUCGGUACAGUGUGUGAAGUAAGCUGUCAGGCAGGCUUCAAACUGCAUGGCACACCCCGAAUGGAGUGCUUGGAGAUGGGGAAGUGGACAGACACCCCACCCUUCUGCUUGGCUCAACAGUGCCCCCCUUUGACCGCUCAAGAAAAUGGCUGGAUGAAUUGUUCUCAUCCUCACUCCCUGUUUAGCUACGGCUCGCAAUGCUUCUUGGGAUGUAAGGCUGGAUUUGAAAUUACAGGAGAGCAAGGCAUGACGUGCUCUGCUUCUGGGAACUGGAGUCAGGAGAUGCCCUCUUGCACUGCUGUUCGUUGUGAGCUCCUCUCAUUCUCUGAACUUCCUGAGCUGGGACCUCUACCCUCAAUGAACUGUUCUCACCCACAUGGAAACUUCAGCUUUGGAUCUCAGUGUUUUUUCCAGUGUGCCAAGAGCCAUAAGCUCAAUGGAACCAGUCAGCUCAUCUGCACCUCCAAAGGGUACUGGACCAACUCUCCACCCAGUUGCGUUGUACAGGAGAUGUCAGUGAGUGCCGGCAUGCUGAUGUAUGCAGCUGUGGGAGUUGCUUCUUCAGCUGGACUACUUUUGUUUGGAGGACUAAUUUUUUUGUUGAUGCGCCAAUUCACCAAAAAGGCUCAUUACGGUCUGAAUGACUCUUCGUGGGAAGGGGAUUUGAACCCAGCAUUUGAAUUCAAUUAAAAGACAAAUUUACUCAAAAUAUACUCAAUAAAGUGACCAAUAUUUUCCAUGUUGUUUUGUGCUUGAAAUAAAUGAGUAUUUGAUUAGAA
This is a messenger RNA of Rhinichthys klamathensis goyatoka, 2909 nucleotides long. It is a transcript of the gene selp, whose product is annotated as selectin P. Gene Ontology annotation, biological process: response to cytokine; leukocyte tethering or rolling; heterophilic cell-cell adhesion. The record is from RefSeq and is a predicted model, not a curated record. Gene Ontology annotation, molecular function: oligosaccharide binding; sialic acid binding; calcium ion binding. Lineage: Eukaryota; Metazoa; Chordata; Actinopteri; Cypriniformes; Leuciscidae. The transcript is spliced from 16 exons. Bases 190 to 2820 code for a protein of 876 amino acids. Gene Ontology annotation, cellular component: membrane; external side of plasma membrane.